Callorhinchus milii (elephant shark) is the source of this 2444-nucleotide messenger RNA. It is a transcript of the gene ccnyl1, whose product is annotated as cyclin Y-like 1. Gene Ontology annotation, molecular function: cyclin-dependent protein serine/threonine kinase activator activity; protein kinase binding. Gene Ontology annotation, cellular component: plasma membrane. Gene Ontology annotation, biological process: regulation of cyclin-dependent protein serine/threonine kinase activity; regulation of canonical Wnt signaling pathway. NCBI's taxonomy places the organism in Eukaryota, Metazoa, Chordata, Chondrichthyes, Chimaeriformes, Callorhinchidae. The coding region runs from base 107 to 1183 and encodes 358 amino acids. The transcript is spliced from 12 exons. The record is from RefSeq and is a predicted model, not a curated record.
AGCCUGUUGCCAUGCCGGGCUCCGGCGAGGAGGCGCAAAAUGGCGGAGACGCAUCAGGCAGUGAAAUGAAGCCAAGGAGGCCGCGGGGCUGGGACGAUAGCUAGCGAUGGGGAAUACGGCGUCUUGCUGCGUGUCGCCGGGGGGCAGCCCCAAUUCGUCGAGCCGGAGCGGAGUUCGGGGCCAGGAGCAGCGGCUGCAGGAGCGGUCCGACGCUUAUCGAGUGGAGGCGGAGCUGAGGGAACCCGAGCCCGGCCCCGGAACCAACCUGCAGCACAUCAGCGACAGGGAAGCGCCGGAGGAUCUGAACUUUGAAUCUAAUCCAUCUGACCACCCAAGAGCAAGCACCAUCUUCUUAAGCAAGUCACAGCCAGAUGUGAGAGAGAAGAGGAAGAGCAACCACAUAAAUCACGUUAUGCGCCAACUGCAGGUAUCCCCGGGUCAACUAAGUAAAAAGUACAGCUCGUGUUCUACAAUAUUUAUUGAUGACAGCACUGUUAGCCAGCCUAAUCUGAAAAGCACAAUUAAAUGCGUUACGCUUGCAAUAUAUUAUCACACAAAGAACAGAGAUUCAGACAGAUCGUUAGAUAUAUUUGAUGAGAAACUGCACCCAUUGACUAGAGAAGAUGUGCCAGUAGAUUACUAUAAGCAUGACCCAGAACACAAACAUAUUUAUCGGUUUGUACGAACGCUCUUCAGUGCGGCUCAGCUGACUGCUGAAUGUGCGAUAGUGACAUUGGUAUAUCUGGAAAGACUGCUAACAUACGCUGAGAUCGAUAUCUGUCCUAGUAACUGGAAGAGGAUUGUACUGGGUGCCAUCCUCCUCGCUUCCAAAGUUUGGGAUGAUCAAGCUGUCUGGAACGUUGACUAUUGCCAGAUCCUGAAAGACAUGACUGUUGAGGAUAUGAACGAGAUGGAGAGGCAGUUCCUAGAGCUGCUACAGUUUAACAUAAAUGUCCCUGCUAGUGUUUACGCCAAAUAUUACUUUGAUCUUCGCUCUCUGGCAGACGACAAUAAUCUCAACUUCCCUUUAGAGCCACUCAGCAAAGAGCGAGCACAAAAACUUGAGGCAAUCUCCAGGUUGUGCGAGGACAAAUAUAAAGACUUGAGCAAAGCUGCUAUGAGGCGAUCACUCAGCGCCGACAAUUUGAUAGGAAUUAGUCGUUCUAAUGCCGUCCUCUCCUAGAAUGAAGACCCUCUUCGGCCCGUAUUGCACCAGGAGAGACCGAUCUUCCAGUUGGUGGCGCCGUUCGUCUGCAGAUGAAACCCAAACUGCAGCCCCUUUCCCCUCUGGCCCUGAAGAGCACACUUGGGAUUUUUAAUGUUCCACGUUGGCCACCCCUCUGCAAGGCCCUUUUAGAAAGGCAAAUUCAAGACACUACACUGACACAGCAACCUGCAGUGUGAGGAGAUGUUAUGCUUACUGUGUAGGCCUACAAUUGAGAUGUUCAUAAGGUUUUAUGUCAAAUGGUUUUAAUUUCUCAGUAUGAUUUUAAAGAACAGCAUCCAGACAAACAUGAAUCAUGUUGAGAGGACUCCAUUGGGGCAGCAGCCAGUGUGAAAGUACCAGGGCAGGGGAAAAUUAUAGACAAAUAAAACCAACAAUGUGUACUGUAUGUAUGAGUUUGACCAACAACGAGCUGUCCAAGGGUAAAGAUCCCUUUUAUGUAUUGGUUGGACUUCAAAAGCAGCUUGUGUCCACAACCUGUUCUGCAAUGUCUGCUGUAGCCUUGCUUGAAAAAUUUUGGAGGGACUUCUUCCCUCCUCUUCCCCUUUUGAAUGUCUCCCUCGCCACCUAUUCCUGAACUUCUCCCAUCCUCCUACACCCAUUGACCCAAGUUAAUAUGAGGAAUUUGGCUUAUGUGGGAAAUUCUGGAUGCCCAUGUGUAACCUUCCACUCCAAUGUGCCGCUCCUCCAGUCUAGUCAGUUCAGGUGUUUAUUUUCUUUUUGAAGAUGACAGUAUUACCUCAGAAAUAGGCUCUUAUAAUAUAGCGAGCCUAAAACUAAACCAGAAACACUGUCUUGCAGUGCUUUUAGCAGCGAUUUGAACAAGCUUCGUGAACUGAGUUUUACACUGCAGUAUUUUAAUUCAUUGCUUUAAGACUGUUGUGAGCUGGUAGGUAGAGAAAAGGACAUUCUUGGUAGGGUUGCUUCAGUGCCAGCCUAGUCACUCAGCUGCUGCAGCAGCAUGUCAGCUUAUCAAUCCAGUAUGGAGCUUCUGAACCUUGGGAGAUUUGCACUGCUAGUCCUUACUGGGUAGCAUCUUGAUGGUACCAGUUGAAGACUUGUACCACAGGGUGCUCCUGUUUGUAACCAAAUAUCCAACUUCAGUUUCUAUUGCAAUCUAACUUUAUAAUAGUUUAAUACUGAAGCGUGUCAUUUCUGAUGAUCCCUGUACGGCUACAAUCCUAAGGCAUGUGUAUCUAAAACCAAAAUCUCUGCCUAC